AUGAAGAAAUUCGCGACAAACUUCGGAAUUAGUGUUCUCUUCUUUUCAUUCUCCGUCUUUUUAGGCUCGCUUAUUACGGCGAUUUUAGGGAUUUCGACUGUACUUGUCGACGCCGAGAAGAAUGUCGACAGCACUCCGAUGCACAGUGUCGAAUUGACGCAAAAGGGCUACAUUCAGUUUCUCAGAUGGGCAAUACCCGUGCCGGAGAUUCAUGAGUUUACAUUCUGCCUUUGGAUGAAGUCAACUGAUCUCAAAUAUCCACACUCGAUCUUUUCGUAUUCGAGGAACGAGCGGGAACGUUUGAUUCGAUCUUGGAUAUCAUCGCGCGGAAGAAGCAUUCAUCUGGAAAUCGGCGGCGUGGAGGUACUUGGAAGGUCGAUUCGUAUACAAGAGCACCGCUGGUAUCACAUAUGUCAAAGCUGGGAGAAUCGGGUCGGUCGUUACGCCCUGUGGCUUGACGGGCAUUUGGAGUUGCAAGGUCAUCUCGAGGAGAUAAUCGAACACGUGAUUCCGGGAGGCGGCGAUAUCGUCUUAGGUCAAGAAUAUACGGACUUCGAUAAAGGGCUAGAAGAGGGCAUCGAGGGUUCGGUCUUGGGCUUUAAUUUUCUGCUGGCCUCGGCGUUCGAUUCUCUCGAUAGCGGCCAUCAAAGACCCUUUCGAUCAAUCAAUGGAACUACGGAUCAAGCCAUGGUUCCCCUUGUCGCGGCAAUGCGGACGAAAAUGGCAAGGCGCGAUUCGAAUCUCAGAGCGGCGCGUGCACUCGAUAGACUGAUUUCGAUGCAAUUUGCGCUCAAUCCUAAUUGGUCCCGCAAAAUCCUUCAGCAGAGUUCCUCAACCAUUUCGCCGUAUCGAUUAAAUAUCGCUAACGGCACACGAAAAGAGGAAAUAUUACCGAUUCGUAGAAAUGCGAUAACUUUUGUCGAUGACUUGAUCGGAGAAAUCAGCCUAUCCGGAAAACCGUUGGAUGAUCCCUUGGGUUUACAGUUAAUGAAAUUGUCCUACUUUCGCUGCCAACUAGGCAGAGGUAGCCCGCCUAUAAGUGAUUCGUUAAUGUUGAUUUCUUGGAGCAGAACACCCGUAAGGAUGUUUGGCGGUGCCACCAUAAAAAACGUCGGCAAUGAAUGCGGUAAAUUUUAAGGAAUUUCCCUCGAGCAUGCUC
This is a messenger RNA of Formica exsecta, 1159 nucleotides long. RefSeq lists its product as uncharacterized. The record is from RefSeq and is a predicted model, not a curated record. The transcript has 4 exons. Bases 1 to 1137 code for a protein of 378 amino acids. Lineage: Eukaryota; Metazoa; Arthropoda; Insecta; Hymenoptera; Formicidae.